AUGCAUGAGCACCUAGGUCUCCAACUGGCUGGUUCUUCCAAUGCACCACCUACACCACCAGCCACCCAGGGUUCCAGUCAAUCUGGGUCGGGUUCAUCUUCUCUCCCAUCCGCUGCAGGACCACAAUCCUCUAGUUCGAGUGGACUUUCAGCACCAAGAUCAUCUGCCCAGAGUAGGACAAGGAACUCCCAUGUCCCAGCUCAACAGCAGCCCUCGCAAACCCCCCAGCAUCCCGCUCCGCAACAACAGGACCAGCAACAGGUUGUGCAGCAGCAGGUCGCGCACCCCCCUCCUCAGGUUCAGGGGCAACCUGUGGUUGCCCCAGCAGACGAGAUUGCAGCCCUAAAAGCGAGAAUUACGGAACUUGAAUGGGGAGAUGCUCACGGCAACCAUAUACCGGCCAGAGCUGGCCCCCCCCAACAAGCCCUAAUUGCGGACCCCGCUGCAAUCGACCAUGUUCAUGCGAACUUGGCCAUUGCUAAGGACGAGCCUAAGAAGCUGGCAUUGCCUGCUCUCCAUCCUGGGCACAAAGUCAGCACAUUGAGCCUGCCCAUCCCUCCCAAGGUUGAGGAGGCAUUCAGACUAUACCAAUAUGUGCCUUAUAUGGCCAUUACGCACGCUGCUCGAUCCAAGUCCUAUCUCCAUGGGGAAGACUCUUCUUUUGUUUUCACCCUGGAAGGACUCACAGCCAAAGGCCUUGACCAUUCGAAUGAACUGUCAAUCUCCGCUGUGGAUUGGUUCGCGGCGGCAAAAGCCGUGGAGGAGAGGACUUCGCACUAUUGGGGUGCUGAUAGAGAACACACGGCUGGCCAGUAG
This is a messenger RNA of Suillus bovinus, 816 nucleotides long. RefSeq lists its product as uncharacterized. Lineage: Eukaryota; Fungi; Basidiomycota; Agaricomycetes; Boletales; Suillaceae. The transcript is spliced from 3 exons. The coding region runs from base 1 to 816 and encodes 271 amino acids. The record is from RefSeq and is a predicted model, not a curated record.